UAGUUCCUGGCUGCUCGCUAUUUGGAGUGAUGGCGCGCACGAAGCAGACGGCGCGGAAGUCGACGGGCGGCAAGGCGCCCCGCAAGCAGCUGGCCACCAAGGCUGCCCGCAAGAGCGCGCCGGCCACGGGCGGCGUCAAGAAGCCGCACCGCUACCGGCCCGGCACGGUGGCGCUGCGCGAGAUCCGGCGCUACCAGAAGUCCACGGAGCUGCUGAUCCGCAAGCUGCCCUUCCAGCGCCUGGUGCGCGAGAUCGCGCAGGACUUCAAGACCGACCUGCGCUUCCAGAGCUCGGCCGUCAUGGCGCUGCAGGAGGCCAGCGAGGCCUACCUGGUGGGGCUCUUCGAGGACACCAACCUGUGUGCCAUCCACGCCAAGCGCGUCACCAUCAUGCCCAAGGACAUCCAGCUGGCCCGCCGCAUCCGCGGUGAGCGCGCUUGAGUUCCGAACUGCUGCAGCCCUUGCUGGCCGGGCAUUGAGGCAACCCACGCAGACCCAAAGGCUCUUUUAAGAGCCACUACAUGCACAAUUAAAAGAGCUGUUGCACUAGUUUAAGCGCGCUGUUUUA
This is a messenger RNA of Vidua macroura (Pin-tailed whydah), 567 nucleotides long. RefSeq names its product histone H3. Bases 30 to 440 code for a protein of 136 amino acids. NCBI's taxonomy places the organism in Eukaryota, Metazoa, Chordata, Aves, Passeriformes, Viduidae. The transcript has a single exon. Gene Ontology annotation, molecular function: structural constituent of chromatin; DNA binding; protein heterodimerization activity. Gene Ontology annotation, cellular component: nucleosome. The record is from RefSeq and is a predicted model, not a curated record.